UCUCCCCUCCUCGAUCCUCGACCGUCGACCCUCUUUAUCGGUUCUUUCGUUUCGAUUCAGUUUCUGUUUCUUUUCAUGGGUGUCGAUCCCUUUGCUUUGGUUUGUCCUUUAUGUUUUUUUGUUUACCGAGAAAGUGGGCAUCUUGUUUGUUUUUUUUGAUAUACUGAAAUGUGGAAUUCUGUCUUUGGUCGGUCAUUGGAUGAGAUCUCUUUACGGUUCUCUCAGUAUCCGGAAAGCAACACCAAGAAAUGUUCACUUUUCACUACGAGUAUAAUAGAUAAAGUGUCUGUCACUGGGAGAGAUUUGGAAUCUAAUAGAUGCUUAGGUUCUUGAAAUGAUCCUAUUAUAUUCCUCUUGAGCUUUCCCACUUCAUCUCCAAGGAUCAAACUCAGCUGAACGCUCUGAUGAAUCCCCAGUCAACUCUUCUGGGUGUUAGAACGGUGAAGAUUAGCAAUGUUUCGCUUGCUGCCUCUAAAAGAGAUAUCAAAGAGUUCUUCUCAUUCUCGGGUGACAUUCGAUAUGUUGAGAUGCGGAGAGAGACUGAAGUGACUCAGGUUGCCUAUGUUACUUUUAAGGAUCCUCAAGGGGCAGAAACAGCCAUGCUCUUGACAGGAGCAGUCAUAGGGGAUCUUCCAAUCAGUAUUACUCCUGCAGAAGAUUACCAGCUUCCCUAUGAAGCCCUUUUCCUCGACUCGGAAAGUUCUGCAGCUACUGGUUUUACGGUCAAGAAAGCUGAAGAUGUGGUAAGCACAAUGCUGGCAAAAGGUUAUGCCCUUGGGAAAGACGCGAUGGAGAAGGCCAAAGAAUUCGACGAUAGACAUCACUUCACAUCCAACGCAUCUGCGACCAUUGCUUCAAUUGAUCAGAAGAUGGGUCUGAGUGAGAAGUUGAGCAUUGGAACAGCAGUGGUGAAUGGAAAGUUCAGAGAGAUGGAUGAAAGGUACCAGGUGACAGAGAUAACAAAGUCGGCCUUUGCAGUUGCAGAGCAGAAAGCAAUCAGUGCAGGAACAGCCAUAAUGUCCAAUCCUUAUGUAUCGACAGGAGCUUCGUGGUUUUCAAACGCGUUUAGUGCAGUGGCAAAGGCAGCUGGAGAUGUGGGCAUAUUGGCCAAAGAGAAAGCCCUCAAGUCUGAAGAGGAGAAUCUGAAGAUUGGCCACAAGGAAACAGGAGGGACCAUUGAUCAUUUGGAAAAAACCAGUAUUGGUGGCUUUUCUACCAGAGAUCCUCCAGUGGUGCCUGUUAGUUCUGUUGAUCCAUAACCCAGAAAAGAAAAUUCAAGUUCUUGAUUCUCAAUCUGAACGAUCAAUGAUUCUUUCAUAGUUUGAUGUGCAUAUCUUUCA
Tarenaya hassleriana is the source of this 1340-nucleotide messenger RNA. Its product is annotated as binding partner of ACD11 1. NCBI's taxonomy places the organism in Eukaryota, Viridiplantae, Streptophyta, Magnoliopsida, Brassicales, Cleomaceae. Bases 405 to 1259 code for a protein of 284 amino acids. The record is from RefSeq and is a predicted model, not a curated record. The transcript is spliced from 6 exons. Gene Ontology annotation, molecular function: RNA binding.